AGUCUCCGCAAAAAUGGCUGCGAUCGGACGCUUGUCCCAGAAGCUCUUCAAGUCCGCUGCCCUGACCCAAAGCCGUCAGCUUUCGGCUGCAGCUCAUGGUGAAAAUGCAGCCAAGACCUGGAAGAUCCUGACGUUUGUUGUGGCUCUGCCUGGAGUAGCUGUGUGCAUGUUGAACAUGUAUCUGCGCUCUCAGCACCACCAUGAGCAGCCCGAGUUCGUACCCUACAGCCACCUGCGCAUCCGCUCCAAGCGUUUCCCAUGGGGUGAUGGCAACAAGACGCUCUUCCACAACCCACAUGUAAACGCCCUGCCCGACGGCUACGAGCACCAUGACGAGUAAAGGGUGUCAGGAGCUCUCCAGAUCCCCCCUACAGGGACCACAAGGCCCUCAGUCUGCUGGCCUGGACCACUCCUCACGUUCUUUCAGUUUACAUGACGCCUGUCCAGUUUGUCGAUCUUACCUCUGUGCUAUCCACACCUCGGAGAGGCACCUUAAGGAAACAGUUACAUUUAUUCAUGGACCAUUGUAUCACACUGUCUGCUUAAACUGAUAAAUAAACAUCUAUUAGUUAAAUUA
Molecule: messenger RNA, 577 nt
Organism: Danio rerio (zebrafish)
Lineage: Eukaryota; Metazoa; Chordata; Actinopteri; Cypriniformes; Danionidae
Gene: cox6a1
Product: cytochrome c oxidase subunit 6A1
Biological process (GO): oxidative phosphorylation
Cellular component (GO): mitochondrial inner membrane
Source: RefSeq, marked validated